AAACCAGUUAUGAAAUUAGAUUAUUAGAAGUUGAAAGAAUUUCCUUUAAAUUGAAGAGUAGGAGUUAAAAAACAAAAGAAAGGAUUAACAAAGAGAAAGUAAGAAUAUAACUAAGACAAAUAAAAUACAUUCUUUAAUGUUGUACAAAGAUAUAUCUUUUCGUGAGAAAUGGAAGAAAAGAAAAAGGUCACGAUGGAUUUUUUUUUCUUUUUUGAGGAUAAGUUUUCUUAUCUAAAAAUAAACUGGUCUUCUUCUUAUUCAUACUUAUUCUCUCUUUCUCUCUCUCUUAGUUUAUUUAUCUAUCUAUGAAUGUCUCUUCCUAUGCUUUUCUCGGUUCUCUUUUUUAGCUGUCCCCUCCCCCUCUCUACUUUUUAUUCUCUCCGGAUCUCCGUCCUUUAUGCUCGUGGACCUUUAUCCUGUUAUUUUUACAAAUUUUGAAAGACUAAAAGAAUUGGAAGAAAGGAUGAUUAGGUUAAAUGGGUCCGUAUCCAUCUCUCCUCUAUAUUGUACUUAAAUACUCUAGAUAUAAGAAUGAUGGGUUAUGAUAACUAGUCAAAACACGAGUUUGGUUGAACUGUCUCGAUUUUAGUUCUUACAAUAUGAAUUCUUUACAUGAGGAAAAAGGCUAUAAAUAGCGAUCCUGCUAUACAGCCCAAUGAUACACUGGGAUAUACGUAGGCCUGUAAAAUCUCUUUUUGUGUAAAACAUUCGACUAUCAUAUAAACAAUGAGUGAAAAAGCUAGAUAUGAAGAGCAUGAGGGAGGGGUGAUUUUAAAUAGACCUAAUGUUUUCAAGGUGAAUCGUGAUUAUCAUCAUGUAUAGGCUGAUGAUAGUUAAAAAAACGGUACAGUUAGAAAUAAAAGGAGAAAUAUAAACUGAUGAGGUCAGUCUUAGUCUGGAAUGGCUGGGAAUGUUUGCUUUACCUAUAUGUAUAAAUGUUAUAAAACUCUCUACAAUAUUUUUAUUCGAUAAUCUAUUAAAUGGCUGUCCUAUUGGCGCUUCGUAGCCUCUUCGAUUACUUCAGACCAGACUCUCUCUCUCUCUUUUUUUUUUUAUUUCGUCCAUUAUCUUAUAAAUUACCUACCUAACCUAAUUUUUUUACGAUUUCUAUAAUAGUUAUACGUAGUUAUAAGCAGCCACCAAAAAAAGACUAGUGCCUGAUUCCUAAUAUAUCUAUUCUAUUCAAUUAUAAUCGAGUGAACAAUAUCUUCGUAACCAACGAAUUAUAAUAAUAAUAUUAAUUAAUAUUACAUGAAAGCCCCUUUUCAUAUCCACCAAUCCACGUGUAUAAUUUUUGAACUGCAAAAUAGUAUAUCAAUAUUUAAACAAGACCAAUGUCACCUUGACAGGCCUAGAUAUAUUACGUCAAACAAAAGUUUCAAUCCUCCUUAACUUUAAACCAGUAAAACAGGUCAUUUAUCAAUGUCAAGAUAUUUCAAUAAAUAUAAUAUUGGGUAAAUUAAUUUACAAAACUGUUUGCUCCUUGCUAUCUAUCACUUCCGGUGUUCCCUUUCUUUACUAUUGGGUACUAUUUUUAGAUUUACAAUUAUUCAUUACUAGCUGCCCUUAAUAAUACCCUACUAAUUAGUACCAUUUUGAUUAGUUGAUAAGAAUCAAAGCUUUUUCUACUCUCAUUAAUGAAUAGAAAGAUUAUUAACGUUAUAGUGUUUGGAAGUAAAUUUAAUAAAUUAAUAUAUCUAAUUAGAUUGAACAAUCCUAAUUAAUAACGUCCCUAAAAUAAUAUAAUACAAGGAAUAAUCUAGAUGAAUUUUAAUAGUUAAAUUCUUUUUUUAACCGUAAGAAAUAUCCUUCUCGUACUUUUUUUUUGAUGAAGCUUAGAAAACAAGUAGCGUAGAAGGAGCCACUAGGAAAAUAGGUGUCGCUUCGAAAACAAACUACUUUCAUUCUCCUAUUUAGACCCUGAGUCUGUAGCACGAUGUCAGGCGGCAAGUAGCCGGUUUCAGUUUCAGAAAAGAAAUAUCUCUCAAAGUAAACGUUAUUUUAUUAUGCUGAUUAGCUCUUCAUGGCUAAGAAUUCAAAUCAUCAUGAUGUCGAAAAGCAAGCGGAAUCAAUUAAAGAACCCGCUGAACAGACAAAUGUCCCGUUGCCUACGCAAAAAGAUGGCAAUAGUCUAAAAUCAGACGACACAAGCGUCCUACCCGAACGCGAUCAGUGGGCAAAUAAAUUGGAUUUUGUCGUAUCCUGUAUUGGCUUCGCCGUUGGACUGGGUAACAUUUGGCGUUUUCCCUAUCUCUGUUAUAAAAAUGGAGGAGGGGCGUUUCUUAUUCCGUACUUCAUAUGCUUGAUAUGCGGUGGAGUACCGAUUCUCUUCUUGGAAAUAUCUUUGGGUCAAUUCAUGAGACAGGGUGGAUAUGGAGUGUGGAAAAUAUGUCCGAUAUUUCAAGGAAUUGGAUGUGCAACAACAGUGAUAGCUUUUCUUAUGAACAGUUAUUACAUAAUUAUAAUCGCAUGGGCAGUACACUACUGCUUUAGUUCAUUUACAUCCGAAUUACCAUGGUCGCAUUGUAAUAACUCUUGGAAUACCCCUAAUUGUUCGACUUUUGAAAGCGGUGCGAACUAUACAAAUGACUCGAACAGAGUAGACUCUGUUGUUCAAUUCUGGGAGAAAAAAAUUCUCAAUAUAUCGGACGGAAUAGAUAACCCGGGAGGUAUUGUUUGGCAGAACGCCGUUUGCCUUCUUUUUGUUUGGAUAGUUUGCUAUUUCUGCGUAUGGAAAGGUGUUAAAUGGACUGGAAAAGUUGUGUAUUUCACCGCUCUAUUCCCUUAUUUAGUUUUAACAAUCCUGUUAAUAAGAGGCGUAACUCUAGAUGGAGCUAUCGAUGGUAUUACAUUCUAUUUAAAACCAGAUUUUAAGAAACUUGGAGAUUCUCAGGUUUGGAUCGAUGCUGGAACACAAAUUUUUUUCUCUUACGCGAUUGCUCUUGGAGCAAUGACAGCUCUGGGUUCUUACAACAAAUUCCACAAUAACUGCUACAAGGACUGCAUAAUUGUAUCCUUGGCAAAUUCAUCAACAAGCUUGUAUGCUGGUUUCGCUAUUUUUUCAGUACUAGGUUUCAUGGCUAAACAGCAAGGUAUACCCGUCGACGAAGUAGCGGAAAAGGGACCUGGCUUAGUUUUCAUAGUCUAUCCAAAGGCUGUUACCCAAAUGCCUGUGCCAACUCUUUGGGCUAUUCUCUUCUUUGUUAUGAUUUUUCUGCUGGGCUUGGACAGCCAAUUUGUCGGUAUGGAAUCUUUCAUAACAGUUAUUGUCGAUUUAUUCCCGGUUUUAAGGAAGAAGUGGUACAAAGAAACAUUCGUUGCCGGCUAUGUCGUAUUAUCAUUCCUCAUUGGUCUUAGUAUGGUGACUCAAGGAGGAAUGUACGUUUUCCAAUUAUUCGACUACUACAGCGCUUCCGGAAUGACAUUACUAUGGGUUUGUUUCUUCGAAGCCAUAGCUAUCGGCUGGGUUUACGGUGGUAAAAAAUAUUACGAUAACUUAGAAUUAAUGCUCGGGUUCAGAAUUGACCCCUGGUUCCGUAUCUGUUGGUCAGUAAUGACUCCGGUGGUUACUUUCGCAAUAUUCAUUUCUGUGUGGGUAACAUUCGAACCCUUAACUUACAAUCGAACCUAUGAGUAUCCAGGCUGGGCUCAAGCCAUCGGCAUGUGUAUGGGUUUCAUAUCUAUGAUAUGUAUACCCUUAUACGUACCUAUUGCUCUCUUUAACGCUAAAGGAAAAACUCUUAAACAGGUAAGCAUUUCCUCAUCCUUUGUUAAACUACUCAUUUUUCCAUCAAAAACCAUUAACAUCCAGAAAGCCUUCUGCAAUAGAAUUAAAUAUUCAUCUGCUCCAUUUAGUCUAAGCUAAUUUUUUAAACAUCUUUUAUUAAUAAAUAUACGAUAGAAUUUAGGCAAACUAGGAUGACUGACGUACAUGGUAUCAUUUCCUUUUCAAUUACAUUUUAAGACUUACAAAAAAACUUGUAAUUUCCGUCCCUCUCUCUCUUCUCUCUCUUUCUCUUUUUAUAUAAUAGCUUAAGAUCAUAGUACUACUCUUGCUCUUAUCAAUCAUAACGGGAAUAAUACAUAUUCCCUUCUCAAAUUGACAAUAGUUUUUAACGGCAUAACUGAUAAUCAUUCUCUCUUUUCUUUUAAUUCUAAUCUAUAAAAUUUAUUCUUAUAAUAAAUAUAUGAUUAUUCUCUCUAAAUCUUUGCAUUUAUUCGUCUUUAGCGUAUAAGGGACGCUACAACUGCAAAAUUACAAGAUUUUCAAUUGAGUAAAGGCUCGGAUGAUUACGGAAAAUUUAAAACCUCAAAGCAUAUGCUUGAACCUUCCUUAGACUCUCUUCUACCUCUAAAGAAGGACAUCGAAAGCUAAAUAAGUUUCUAACAUUGAUGGAAGAUCCUGUAUAUUUUAUUCUAAAAUUUCUCUACAUAUUAUUACCUACCUUCCCACCGGAAGUUGAAAAAGCCAAACUCGAAAGAGAAGAGGCACAAUUCGAUAAAUUAAAAAGCAACAUUUGUCGCUUAUAAUUAAUUUAUAAUCUAUUCAACUUCCAAUUUUAUAUAUUUCUUUUGCUUUAGUUUUUGUUAGUAUAUGUCUUGCUCUAUUUUUAAUUAGCUAAACUUACAAAAGCGUAUAUCAUCUAUAAAUCUUCUUACAUCGUAUUAUCUCAAGUCUAUUAUAUACGUUUAAAACUGUUUAUGCUAAAGAGAAAGGAAAAGCUGAUAUACAUAUUAUGUAUGUAUAUAUAUAUAUAUCUUAGUAUUCUCUAUUUCUUAUAUUCAUCUUAAUCCUAUUAAAAUAGGAGAGUUUCUCUUUUUCUUUCUAUCUUUCUUUCUUUCCUUUUUCUUUCUAUCUAUAUCUCGUUAUAUAUACAGUCUAUACUGUUAUACUCUAUGUUUUUCUGCAACAAUUAUGAAAUAUAAUAGAUAUAUUGUCUUUUCAUUGAAUAAUAAAUCCAAU
Messenger RNA from Dimorphilus gyrociliatus, 4963 nucleotides. The record is from the annotation of a GenBank genome assembly. NCBI's taxonomy places the organism in Eukaryota, Metazoa, Annelida, Polychaeta, Dinophilidae.